Messenger RNA from Aspergillus bombycis, 474 nucleotides. Its product is annotated as E2 SUMO-conjugating protein UBC9. The transcript has 4 exons. Gene Ontology annotation, molecular function: SUMO conjugating enzyme activity. Gene Ontology annotation, cellular component: nucleus. Lineage: Eukaryota; Fungi; Ascomycota; Eurotiomycetes; Eurotiales; Aspergillaceae. Gene Ontology annotation, biological process: protein sumoylation. The coding region runs from base 1 to 474 and encodes 157 amino acids. The record is from RefSeq and is a predicted model, not a curated record.
AUGUCUCUGUGUCUGAAUCGCCUGACGGAAGAAAGGAAGCAGUGGCGACGCGAUCAUCCUUUCGGAUUCUAUGCGAAGCCUUAUCGAACCCCUCAGGGUGUGUUGGAUUUGAAGCGCUGGGAAUGUGGUAUCCCUGGAAAGGCGCAGACUCUCUGGGACGGAGGACUUUUUAAGCUUGAUGUUACUUUUCCAGACGAAUACCCGACUAAGCCUCCAAAGUGCAAAUUCGUCCCUCCUCUGUUUCACCCAAAUGUUUACCCCUCAGGCACCGUCUGCCUCUCAAUUUUGAACGAAGAAGAAGCCUGGAAACCUGCCAUCACCAUUAAACAAAUUCUGCUCGGCAUCCAGGACCUGCUCGAUGACCCCAACCCGGAGUCGCCUGCACAGGCGGAGGCAUACAAUCUGUUCAAGAAGGAUCGGCCGGCAUACGAGAAACGGGUGAGACAAGUUGUGAAGGAGAACCCAACGCUUUGA